This is a messenger RNA of Odocoileus virginianus texanus, 1388 nucleotides long. The record is from RefSeq and is a predicted model, not a curated record. NCBI's taxonomy places the organism in Eukaryota, Metazoa, Chordata, Mammalia, Artiodactyla, Cervidae.
AGAGAAUUGGAUAGUCAUAUAGCGCUGCAGACUCCAGCACUAUUCUGUGCAGAGCAGCAAGUGAGAGGAGACAAGCCAGCCUUGUAAGAGGACAUGCUUCUCCUCCCGCUCUCCGUGCUGCUCCUGCUCACACAGCCCUGGAGACCCCUGGGAGCAGAAAUGGAGAUCUAUUCCCAGAAAAUAAUGGCCAAUGCCUGUACCCUGGUUGUGUGUAGCCCUCCAGAGGGUGGCUUGCCUGGUCGUGAUGGACAAGAUGGAAGAGAAGGUUCCCGGGGGGAGAAGGGUGAUCCAGGUUCACCAGGCCCUGCAGGACGAGCAGGGAUGCCUGGACCAGCUGGCCCCAUUGGGCCGAGAGGGGACAAUGGCUCUGCUGGAGAACCCGGACCAAAGGGAGACCCGGGACCACCUGGGCCUGUAGGCAUGCCUGGUCCAGCUGGGAGAGAGGGCCCCUCAGGGAAGCAGGGGAGCAUGGGACCUCCAGGCACACCAGGCCCCAAAGGAGAGACUGGGCCCAAAGGAGGAGUGGGUGCCCCAGGCAUGCAGGGCUCCCCAGGCCCUGCAGGUCUCAAAGGAGAGAGAGGUGCCCCUGGUGAGCCCGGAGCCCCUGGACGUGCUGGGGUGGCAGGGCCUGCUGGAGCCAUAGGUCCACAGGGGCCUUCAGGUGCCAGGGGCCCCCCAGGACUGAAGGGAGACAGAGGUACUCCUGGAGAAAGAGGAGAAAAGGGUGAGAGUGGGCUUACAGAGGUUGAUGCUGUCAGGCAGCAGGUGGCAGUCUUAGAGGGACACCUGCGACGCCUCCAAAAUGCCUUCUCUCAGUAUAAGAAAGCGGUGCUCUUCCCUGAUGGCCUGGCUGUCGGGGAGAAGAUCUUCAAGAUGGCAGGUGUUGUAAAAUCAUAUUCAGAUGCCCAGCAAGUCUGCAAAGCGGCUAGGGGACAGCUGGCCUCCCCACGCUCUGCAGCCGAGAACGAGGCUGUGACACAGCUGGUCAGAGCACAGAACAAGCAAGCUUACCUGAGCAUGAGUGACAUUUCCACUGAGGGUAGGUUCACCUACCCCACGGGGGAGUCACUGGUCUAUUCCAACUGGGCCAGCGGGGAGCCCAACAACAACAAUGACGGACAACCAGAGAACUGUGUGGAGAUCUAUCCUGAGGGCAAGUGGAAUGACGUACCCUGCAAUAAGAAACUCCUCGUGAUCUGCGAGUUUUGAGGCUCCCCCCACCCCAGCUCCAGCCCAGGGAGGAAGGGGGCAGUGCCCAGAGCUGAGCUGUCAACAUCCCAAUAAAAAGGUGACCGUCUGCUCCUCAUGGCUUCCCUACUGAGCCACAGGAUGAGGCCACAAGGGAGGCCUCCUAUGAAACUCCUCCUUCAGAAUAGUUUGCAACUGGC